Molecule: messenger RNA, 1985 nt
Organism: Wallemia mellicola CBS 633.66
Lineage: Eukaryota; Fungi; Basidiomycota; Wallemiomycetes; Wallemiales; Wallemiaceae
Exons: 3
Coding region: 1-1968 (655 amino acids)
Biological process (GO): protein histidyl modification to diphthamide
Molecular function (GO): diphthine-ammonia ligase activity
Source: RefSeq, a predicted model, not a curated record
AUGAAAUACGUUGGACUGAUAUCCGGGGGGAAGGACUCAAUUUUUAAUUUGCUACACUGUAGAAACAACGGCCACGAACUUAUCGCUGUUGCGAAUCUUAAGAAUGGCGGGGCGUAUGAAGAAAUGGACAGCUACAUGUUCCAGACUGUUGGAUUGUCAAUUCUACCACUAAUAGCACAAUCACUCGGUGUAGAGCUGUACGAGGGUCUAAUAAAGGGUACACCAAUCAACCAACAAAGCACAUAUGAGCAGACGCUCAACGACGAGACAGAGGACCUUUUCGAGCUCCUUCAGACUGUCAAAACGAAGCAUCCUGAUCUUGAAGGUGUCAGUGUUGGUGCUAUCCUUUCAAAUUACCAGCGCGUACGCGUGGAGCACGUCUGCAGUAGACUUGGUCUGACUGUUUUGGCGUACCUCUGGAGAAGACCGCAGGAUAAGCUAUUGGAUGAAAUGGUGGCAGCACAACAGACGUCAGUUGUUAUAAAGGUUGCCGGCGCCGGUCUCGAUCCAGAGCGCCACCUCGGAAAAUCACUCGCACAACUUCGACCAACACUCGACAAGUUGCACAAUCUCUAUGGUUCCCACGUCUGUGGUGAAGGUGGCGAGUUUGAGACCGUCACACUCGAUAGUCCGUUAUACAAACAAAGGAUUGUCCUAGACGACGUGGAGGUGAUUUAUCACGAUCCUUCGCCGAAUGCCCCUGUUGCAUAUUUACGCAUAAAUAAGGCUCACUUGGAGGACAAGGAUGAAGAACAAGAUGUUCAUUUUUCAGAGCCGGAGAUAUUGGAUGAGAUAUCACAAGAGAUCCAACCACCAGCGGUCUUGACAAGCAAUACUGAUGGAAUGUCGUUACCUCGGCGGCAGGGUGUCCAACCACCCUGUUCCACUAAAGUGUCAUCCAAUUGGUUGACCAUAUCGAACGUCUAUUCAACCAAUGCAGGAGACAUAUCCACACAAACACACGACAUCCUUCAGAAAUGUUCUGCGCUUAUGCAAGAGAAAGGCUUUAUUAUCGACGAGCACACCACCUUUAUUUCAGUUUACAUAGCAGAUAUGAGUGAUUUCAGUGCGCUCAACGAAGCAUAUGGAACGUACUUCCAGAAGUCUGGUCCACCAGCUCGCGCCUGUAUUGCCACAAACCUUGGAGAGACAUACAAAGUGGCCAUAUCUCUUGUCGCCAAGAAAGACUCCUCGAGGAGUGCACUCCAUGUCCGUGGACAAUCAUAUUGGGCACCAGCAAACAUAGGCCCAUAUAGUCAGAGCAUCACAAUCAACAACCGACAUUUCAUAUCUGGUCAAAUUGCAUUGAAGCCAUCUACUCUUUCACUCGUGGACGGUGGUGUUUCCCAGCAGGCUAUACUAUCAUUGCAACAUGCCAGGAAAGUCUCAGAGGCACUUGCACCAGUGCACAUAACCGCUGGAGAGCUUCUCAUGCGCCCGGAAAGCGUUAUUUGCUACGUUACGUCGAGAGACUACGUUAGUAUUUGUCAGAACGUCUUACAGCAAGCUAUUGAUGCUCAUUCGGAACGCUCAGAAGAUUGUUUGGACGUUAUCACACAGAAGCCAGCCCAAUUAUAUGUCGUAGUAGACAGCCUCCCGAAGAACGCCGCCGUCGAAUGGCAAUUCGUCUACAAUGAUCGUCCAUCUCAGAUAUCGUACGACAGUGAAGAUGAAGAUGCACAGAAGGAAGAUGCUUUGAAUGUCACUUAUAAUGAAGAUAAGCUAAUUAGAAAACAUCAUGCCAGAUCUCAUGAAGGCGUGCAAUGUUUUGAAUUCCUCCAAGAAGUGACUACAAAUAGUAUAAAUAACAGCAUUUACUGUACAGUGUAUUACACACCAUUAGUAUCACUUGAUGAGGCACAGAAAUGCAUUGACGGAGAUGCAACUUUCGUGCCAGUGAAGGGUAUCUUUGACAAAAACAUUAAAGAAGCUAAGAUUGCUUUGAAUUACUUCGUGCCAUCUAAAUAGACUAAUAAGCAUGUAUU